CCGCUGGACUAUGAAACGAAGAAGGCCUACACCUUCAAGGUAGAUGCAUCCAACGCCCACCUGGACCCGCGGUUCCACAGCUUCGGGGCAUUCAAGGACACGGCCACAGUGAAGAUUAACAUCCUGGAUGUAGAUGAGCCUCCAGUGUUCACUAAGCCCUCCUACGAGAUGGAGGUAUACGAGGACUCACCUGUAGGCGACAUCAUCGGAGCAGUCACCGGACAGGAUCUGGAUGCUAGCAACAGACCUGUCAGGUAAGUUAAAGGUCCUGAAAACUCAUUCUGAAAAGUGCUUUAUCUCUCCUGACUAACUACCACAUUGUUUGAAAUGACAGGCUGAGUGGGCGGGGAGCUUAUAUUCAUGAGCUCAACUUGACUGCCAGCUCUUUGAAAUGCCUAUGUCAAGAAACUUGGAUGCAGUGAGCAGUGUUGCAGUAAAAUCAUCUCAAGCAAAUUUGUUGAUACACAAAGCAACUCAAGCAACAUUGAAAUUGCAUCAAUGAUAUCAUUUUUUUAUGUACUUAACAAAAAUAUAAACGCAACAUGCAACAAUUUCAACAAUUUUCAACGAGUUACAGUUUAUAUAAGGAAAUCAGUAAAUUGAAAUGAAUUUAUUAGGCCCUAAUCUAUGGAUUUCACAUGACUGGGCAGGAGCACAGCCAUGGGUGGGCCUGGUAGGGCAUAGGCCCACCCAAUUGGGAGCCAGGCCCAGCAAAUAAGAAUGAGUUUUUCCCCACAAAAUGGCUUUAUUACAGACAGAAAUACUCCCCAGUUUCAUCAGCGGUCUGGGUGGCUGGUCUCAGAAGAUACCGCAGGUGAAGAAGCCGGAAGUGGAGGUCCUGGGCUGGCGUGGUUACACGUGGUCUGCGGAUGUGAGGCAGGUUGGAUGUACUGCCAAAUUCUCUGGAACGACGUUGGGAGGUGGCUUAUGGUAGAGAAAUGAACAUUAAAUUCUCUGGCAACAGCUUUGGUGGAGAUUCCUGCAGUCAACCUGGCAAUUGCAUGCUCCCUCAAAACUUGAGACAUAUGUGGCAUUGUGUUGUGUGACAAAACUGCACAUUUUAGAGUGGCCUUUUAUUGUCCCAACACAAGGUGCACCUGUGUAAUGAUCAUGCUAUUAAAUCAGCUUCUUGAUAUGCCACACGUCAGGUGGAUGGAUUAUCUUGGCAAAGUAGAAAUGCUCACUAACAGGGACGUGAACAAAUUUGUGCACAAUAUAUUUGAGAACUAAGCUUUUUGUGCAUAUUGAACAUUUCUGGGAUCUUUUAUUUCAGCACUGACGGAUAUGUUGACAUGACAACUGCGUCUGAGUUUUGAACAAACCUUCCCCCCCUUUUGUUCCAUGCUGGCUGAAGACCUAGCUAGCCCGUAACUAGCUAACACAGAUGAAAUGAGAAACAUAUAAGUAUCUUUGCCAUAGAUUAAUAGUUUAAAGUUGUAGGAUAUCAUUUUUAAUAAUUUGGCUGCUCUAAAUUAUUUUGACCAGCAGGUGCCACUACUGUACAAUGUGUUGAUCAAAGCCUUGAGUAAUGAACCUAUUUUUGACACAAUUGGCUAGGAAGAAUCAAUUCUUCAUUUCCCCAUCACUAAUAAUAAGGUAUACCACCUUAAUGCUUCGCAACAAUGGGAUAUACAAAGGCUUUUAGGGAACUCAUACACUUCUGUAAGCUUCAGUGAGACUAUAAUAUAUAUAUAUAUAUAUAUUUGUUUUAAUGUUCAACUUUAACAUGUAAUACUUAUACAACAGAACAGAUGAAUAGGAAUUACAUUUAUUCUCAUGGAUGGCUAAAAAUAACUUGCUGAAUGCCACUCCCCUACUAAAGUAUGCCUCCAGUCUUCUGAUCUGACCUGCUGGGUCAUAUCUCAGUAACCCAGUAUCAAUAACCCAGCAGAAAACAUCCCAAGUAAUUGACCCAAUGCGUGCAACCCAGCAGUUGGGUCAACCAAACAACCCAGCAUUUUUUUUGGAGUGCAGUUGUAACUAACCUGAUUCAGCUUAUCAACCAGCGAAUUAUUAAAAUAAGGUGCACUAGAUUAUCGUUAAGGUGAAAACCUACAGGACGGUAGCUCUCCAGAAACAGGGUUGGAAAGCCCUGGAAUAGGACACUCGGUGGCACUGUAAGAUCUUUGUUCCAGGUCUACACUAACCUGAUUCAACAACAAUAAAGCCCAAACCAUCUCUACCUCUUUUGCUGUGUUACCCAGUCCUGUCAAGUAAAGUUACAGGUUUAAUUAUGGUUUAGGAAAUAGGAUGAGGAACUAUAGGAGCUUGGGUAGUGCUGUAAUACUAUGUUCUUCACUCCUGGACCUGAGGUACUCUGACACAUAUACUUUUGUUACAGCUGAACAAUACUAAACUGAUUAAGUUACUCAACCAACAAUGAAGCCAAAAACUCUCUCUCUGUCUCAGUGCAAAGCAUAUUUAAAAUAAAAUCUCAGCACAUAGUACACAAUUGAGUGUCCCGGCACAGAUGGAAACAGAGCACAUUGUAACAAAAAUUAUGAAGGGUGAUUUGUCUUGGAGUCUAUUAGUUAGACAGAUUACUUUUUAGUUCUACAGUGGUCAUUUUCCAAUAUGUACUACUCAAGGGUUGAACAAGACACAGAUGACAAAGAUAGCCUGUUGCAACCAAGAAAGUAUUUGUUUUAAUAUGAAUAUUUCAUCUCGUAAAAGACAAUAGAAUGGAUGAGGCAGAGAUUUGUAGAACAAAAAGCCUUUGCUCUCCAUUGUUUAGAUUUUUCACUUUGUCUUGAGUGUGUUUAAUUAUUCAGCAACUCCACAUUUUCAUGCCAUGAAAGAAGAGACUGCUUUCUCACCUCCAAAACAAUAGUACGAAUGACCUUCCAUGCAUAGCAAAUCACACUUUUAGAGUUUAGCCUCCACAGACUCCCACUUUUUAAUGGUGGAUCACCAAGUUAUCUCUAACUGAGGGAAGAACAGGCAUGAAUAAUGCAUUUUACAGUUACUCCAAACAUCAACUUAAAGUUCAGAUUACUUUGAGGGAUUGCAUUUGUGCAACCUUUUCUGACAUGACAAGAGGUCACGAACAUCUGAAAGCAUUGUGAAAGGAAGAGGUGCAGCAUCCAGUGCCCUCGCUCGCCUUGGCUGUAAACUCUCCGCCUCCUCCAUCAUACUCUGUCACGAGAAAGGCCUUUAUGGCCUCCUCAAUAGUGACUCGAUGGAGGCGAACGUUAGUUUGUGCUGUGGAGGAGAACAACACAAAUACUUGACUGCACAGUCCACAUUAUUUCAGAAUGUUGUGUUCAGUUGAUGUGCAAGCUUCUUCUGCACAGACAAUAUUUCAGAGAAAUAUUGAACGGAAAUAUGUUCCAAAGUCAUGAGUGGCAAAUUGGAAUUCUCUUUUGAGUUCUCUUUGUGACAGACUACACAUUGUAUGUGAAAGAGUAGAAGAGGAGGUGUGGUGAGGAGUUGUCUUUCCAACUACUCUAGUUUGAGGAUCAGGCCGCACUUCAAUGCCAAUUGGUUGAACAGAGAAAGUUAAGCAGUUGUGAACUGCAUAGAUGUGCUGAAUUCAGUGCUAUGUCGCUGUCCAUCGCCAGAGUGGUUCUAAACUGUAAAAUGAACUAUCCAUGGUCCUGCACAGUGUCUAGAGCUGUCCAUGGUUCUGAAAAGUAUGCAGGGCUGUCCAUGGCCCUGGAUAGUGACUGGAGUUGCCCAUGGUGCAAAACAGUGAGUUGAGCUGUCCAUGGUGCUGAAAAAUGGACUGAAGCACUAUACGCUAUCCUAUCUGUUGAGUUUUGUUUUGCUUCUCUUGUUCACUCAGUUAUUCCAUUGACUGACUACACACAUAUGUUAGGUAUUCACAAUUAAGUAUAUAUGAUGUUACACAGCUGUUGAUGUGUUUUUUAUUUAUAAUAUUUGCAUAUGGUGUUUAAAAUGGGACUAGAGGAUGAUAUUCUUUCUUGUAAAUUGAAAUAUUAAUAUAAAAUACAAGACUGGUGAUGUGUCUUUUGGAUACAUAAUAGAAAUUAAGUUUGAAGGGAUGGUAUCUUUUCAUACUAACCAUUACAAAGGAUAUCUUAAAACUAGCAUUUCAAAAGGGAGAUCAUUUAUAAAGCUAAACUGAUGAGACAGGUUGAGAUUCAACCAUAAAAAUAUCGGUAAUGCCCAAAGGAUGGCUUUAUAAGCAUUCACCCCUUUGAACCUGUAAUCAGAGUUGUAGUGUAAUAUUCAUCAAAGAAAGUAACACUGAACGGUUCUUACUAAAUCAGGUCUACUUCAAGGCAUUCAAAUAAACAGGGUUAAAGAGAGGGCUAAGAGAACUGGGAAUUUGAAUAGAAAACCACCAGAAUAUUUUUUUAAUGAAACAUGUUAUCUGGUUAGAACUUUACUCUGUCUCUUUAAUGGCUGACUCUAAAACAUGUUCUUGUUACUAACUCAUAAAUAUGAGAGACAAGGUUUUAACCAUUGACCUGUUUCUCAGUGAUCAGAAUCUCAUGUAAGCUGUUGGAGAGCUGUGCUACCAACAUUUUACAUUCAAGGAAAAGUACAGUAUAGGACCAACAUAUAAUGAACAUGCAGCUUGCAUCCUUGUGUCUUAACGAUGUCACUGCUUUCAGUUGCCCUUAACCCUCAAUCAAAUAAUGUUUCUAGAGCAAUGUUUCUUUUAAAGGCUGCUUGUGUUGUCUCCAUUUGUGUUACUCUAGAAAAGCAUUUUGUCAGCAUAAACCAAGAUAUAUGUGCCCCCAUUACUCAAUUAGGAUGUAUGCUGCUUACCACAGCCCAUUUUGUAGAAAUGCCCUUAGUGUAUGAGUAAUAAAUAAUUAUUAACUGCGUCCCAAAUGGCACCCUAUUACCUAUAUAGUGCACUACGUUUGACCAGGGCUCAUAGGGCUCUGGUCAAAAGUAGUGCAUUGCAUAGGGAAUAGGCUGCCAUUUGGGACACAGCCCCUGGGUCAAUAUAUUACAACAAAUUCUACACAUUUGCCCAUGGGGAAAAUCAAUUCCUUGCUACCCUCUUGUUUAUGUGGGAAAUGGCCUAAUUUACCAAACUUUUUAUCAGGUAUUCCAUUGACUGGAAAAGUGACCUGGACAGCUACUUUGACAUUGAUCCAGUGGAGGGAACGAUUUCCACUAAUGAACUCCUGGACAGAGAGAGUAUCGCCCAGCACAAUAUCACCAUUGUGGCCACCAAACUUAGUAAGUAUGAUGACAACAGAUUGAUCGUGAUUCAUGUAGGUGUCACUGUUGCCUUUCUCUAUUGUUAUCUGUGUGAAGAAUUUAAGGUGGUUUUACUCAAGUCAAUAGUCAAUCCCAUUUUGUGUGAGUCGUGUAUGGGCGACCGUAAAGCAUGAUGGCUCCUCUGGAGCGUGUUUCAUCAGGACAUUGUCUCCUCUGGCCGUGCCCACCUAAAAUGUCUCUUAAACUCUCUCUGUCUGACUCUUCAUGCUUUACCAUCUAUACAUUUUAACUGUCUUCUAAAGCAUUUUAGGAUCUGAGUUUUCUUGUUUGAAUCAUCUUAUAUUGACGAUGAUGAAGAAAUUGUCUGUUUUCAGUCACGUCACAAAAAAGAGGUAGAGUCAAAUAUAUGCAUGAUGGAGAGCCCUGCAGUGUUGCUUUAAGAGUUAAUCACAUCACUGUGAAUUUAAGACAUGCCAUCAGACUAAUUAUGUUUUUAUGAAGGAAAGUGAAGCAAAUUUCCAGAUAAAUAAGCAAAUCCAUCGUCAUCAAGUCAUCAAAUCUGCUAAGAGCCAUCAAAGUCAUUAUCUGGGAGGCAGGCUGAUGCUCAAUCAAAAUUACCCACGCUGUAUUCUCAUUAAGACGGACUGUGAAAUAAGGGCCAUUAAAAGUUGAGCUGCUUUUAUCGCCUUGGAAACUAGAAUUAGUCACUUCCCCUCAAGGUCGUAUUGGGUGGGGGUGAAAUGCUAAUUCCUGUUUCUGUAGAGAAUGGAGGAAUGGAUUGAUGGAGGGGGUGGAGGGAUGGAGAGCUGGAGGGUUGGAGGGAUAGGGGGCUCAGGCCGUCAUACUCAUCAUGUGAAUCAGCGAUUGUAAUGCUUUUAGAUGAUUGUCUGUCUGUGUGCUCUGUUUUGUUAUAUUCACACUUUGUGGAUAAAAAUUGUAUUGGGGGGCCAACCAUGCAGGAGCUAAUAGUCAUAACAUAUUAUUACACUACCCUACGUUUCUAUUUGGACAGUGAAGCUAAAACUUUUAAUUUGGCUCAACACUCUUAAAAAUAAAGGUGCAAGUUGUAACCAAAUAUGGUUAUUGAGAGCGAUGACAUAUGGGAACCAUUUUAGGGUUUCUAAAGAACCAUAUAAAAAUCAAAAAACAGAAAUGUUUCGGCCCUACAGGAACAGCCCUGUGCAGGGUUUUAAGCCUUAUUUGAAUAUUUCCCAGGGUGCCUUUUGAGUAUAUUUUAGAGUUACCAGUACCACCCAUGACUGGGUUUGCUAGUGACAAAGACAUGGUUGUUGCAUUCGUUCAAUUUAACUCCUGUUGUCUUCACCAAGUGAGAUCCUAAGUGAAUAUGAAGACAAAAAGGCUACACUACGGCAUGUGCGACGACAUCUAUAAUAAUUUGGCUGUUCUACAUUUUUGGGACCAGCAGGUGCUACUAGUGUACAUUGUGUUGAUCAAACCCUCGAGUAAUGAACCUAUUUUCGACACAAUUGGCUGGAAAUGCUCAAUGCUUCAGGAAGCUUUAUUUCCCCAUCACUAAUUCUAUACUUCUUUACAAUAAAAGUGACUCCAAAAUGGCACAAUAUAUUAUUUCCCAUUACUUUCUAUUGUGCACAACAUAAUCAGAAAAAUAACAGAAUAUUUAAAAAACUGUCACACAAAUUUUAGCUUAUCUACACCUACUACCAGUCCCCUUUAUAUAUAUAUAUAUAUAUAUAUAUAUAUAUAUAUAUAUAUAUAUAAUUAAUAUUUAAGGCUAGGCUUGGUUUAGCCCCAUCCUAUAUCUUAGCUAUUUUAUCUCCCUACGAGCCAGGACGCAGCCUGAGCUCCUCUGGCAGGGCACUGUUGACUAUUCCAAAGUCUAGGUUGAAAUGAAAAGAGACUGGACAUUUGCCAUUAGGGCCCCUAGACUUUGGAAUGGUCUGCCAGAAGAGAUCAGGCUUGCAGAUUCAGUGCCUCUUUUUAAAUCCCUACUGAAGACACACUUUUACAAAGAUGCUUUUAAUGUAUGAUUUCAAUGUAUGAUUUUAAUUAGCUGUCUUUUUCAUUCUCCUCCUGUCUUUGUUUCUUUGUGAGUACUUUUAUUUUAUUGUAUUGAAAAUCACUUUUCAAAUAAAGUUAUUAUUAUUAUUAUUAUUAUUAUUAUUAUUAUUAUUAUUAUUAUUAUAAUUAUUAUUAUUACUACAUUGAUUUUAACAACUAAACUAUUGCACCAUCUAGUGGGGAAACAAUUGUGUCAUGUGCUAAAAUGAAUGAACCAGUCAGCAAAUUGGAUAGGAUGAGGUUUCCCUUGCAGUUCCUUGAAUGAUAUAAAUGCCAUUUAUUUAACCCUAUAUUAUUUAGCGACCUCUAUUUGAUUGUAAAUGUAGUUUGCAAUACAAAAGUCAUAGAACUCUUGCUUCCUAAAAGGAUACAAUUCACCUCUCAUAGAAAUAGUCUUUAAUAGACAUAAUUCUCAAAAUAUGUUUCUUUCAUUGUAUUUCGAUGGUUCCGUUGCUCAAUGUUCUGGGUCAAAGAGGGCCAAGAGAAAACCCUUAACAGAUAAAAAGAUCACAGGGAUGGAGAGAUGCAAUGUCCACAAUUUCUGCCAGCGGAGUAUCAGUGUUAGUGGUGGCGGUCGGUGUGAUCAGAGAGAGCAGCAAAUCCCGUACUCAGUCAUUUUUCCUUCAGUGAAGAAGAUUGCUUUUUCCAUCAAGGUCACACACAAGUCUCUAGCUGAGCCUUAGCUGUAUGUCUGAUUCCCCUGGGGAGGGGAGGAGGGCCAUCCACCAUCCACCGCUCCCAUCCCUGUAAGCCUCCACUGCAAAGCUUAGCCGAAACCCCCACUUCACAACCAUCAAGUUUACCUUCACUUCUGCCUUGCACUACAAAAAAUAGUUCCAGCUGUAUGGAAAUGUUGUAUAAAAAGCAGAGAUUCUGGUAAAAGCUUCUAUAGUGAGGUUUGACAAUGUCAUUAACCUCUACGGGAUCGGUGUCCCUUAUACUGGACGGUUGAGCUAACGUGCGCUAAUGUGAUUAGCAUGACUGUUGUAAGUAACAGAAAACUUUCCAGGACAUAGACAUGUCUUAUAUGGGCAGAAAGCUUAAAUUCUUGUUAAUCUUACUGCACUGUCCAAUUUACAGUAGCUAUUACAGUGAAAACAUGCCAUGCUAUUGUUUGAGGAGAGUGCACAACAUCAAAAAGCUUAUCACGGCAACUGGUUUGAUACAUUCACCUCUGAAGGUAAAUAAUGUACUUACAUUCAGUAAUCUUGCUCUGUUUGUCAUCCUGAGGGUCCCAGAGAUAAAAUGUAGCAAAGUUUGCGCCUAAACUGCAAUAUUAUAUUGUGGCCUUUCUCUUGCAUUUCAAAGAUGAUGGAACACAACAAAAAAUAGAAAACACAUGUUUUUUUGUUUGUAUUAUCUUUUACCAGAUCUAAUGUGCAAUAUUCUCCUACAUUAAUUUCACAUUCAAACAAACUUCAAAGUUUUCCUUUCAAAUGGUAUCAAUAAUAUCCAUAUCCUUGAUCAGGUCUUGAGCUACAGGCAGUUAGAUUUGGGUAUGUCAUUUUAGGCGAAAAAUUGAAAAAAAGGGUCAGAUCCUUAAGAGGUUAAUAUGUGACUUGCAUUUUAACAGCAGUUUAAACUGGCAUGGGAGAAUUCUGAGGUAGAAUGGUUUGCACAAUCUAUACAGGACUGUACACAAAUAAUGGGUUCAAGUAUAGCUAUCAACUUUCAGUCAUGCUGCGUUUAUUGUUCAUGGAAUAUAGUCUUCUGUUUUUAGAUUCCCUGAAAGAACAUAUUUAUUUAAAGAGGCAAUCAGCAGUAGAAACAAUAACAAAGCAUUCUUCCCCGCCCCUGUUCAGUAAAAAGCUGAAGGAUGGGGCUGGAGAAAUGUAACCAUUCUCUAAUUCAUAGACAGAGCUAUGGAUGAAAGGACUGACCUUCCAUGAUAUCAAAAUCAUAGUUUUAACCAUGUUUUGAAGCAAUAUAGUGUUUGUUUACAUUUACUUUGUUUACAAACAUUGGAGUAAAACAAGCUUAUAUUAGUGGUUCUGAUGGGGUAUAAGCUAUAUUCUUCAAGAAUCAAUAGGUACAUUAAUAAUUAAUUUAUAAGUCAAGAAAAUCGAUGUAGCAACUGCUGAUUGCCCCUUUAAAGGUAUUGACUUCAUAUAUUAUUUUCCAAUACAUUGACACUUUUGAGGAAUACAUCAGGCAUCUAAGAACUUCCACGCAAACCACAACGGUCACGUUGUGUGUGCCAGCGUUGCAAAUAAAAUUUACACAUACAUGCUGCUAGAACUGCCCCGGUCAACUGUAAGUGCUGUUAUUGUGAAGUGGAAACUUAUAGGAGCAACAACGGCUCCGCCGCGAAGUGGUAGGCCACACAAGCUCACAGAGAGGGACCGCCGAGUGCUGAAGCGCACAGUGUGUAAAAAUCGUCUGUCCUCGGUUUCAACACUCACUACCAAGUCCCAAACUGCCUCUGGAAGCAAUUUCAGCACAAUAACUGUUUGUCGGGAGAUUCAUGAAAUGGGUUUCUAUGGCCGAGCAGCCGCACACAAACCUAAGAUCACCAUGAGCAAUGCCAAGCGUCGGCUUGUUGCCUGGAGUGAUGGAAACGUGUUGCCUGGAGUGAUGGAUGAUGCUUCACCUGGGUUUGGCGGAUGACAGGAGAACACUCCCUGCCCCAAUGCAUAGUGCCAACUGUAAAGUUUGGUGGAGGAGGAAUAAUGGUCUGGGGCUGUUUUUCAUGGUUUGGGCUAUGCCCCUUAUUUCCAGGGAAGGGAAAUCUUAAUGCUACAGCAUACAAUUACAUUCUAAAUAAUUCUGUGCUUCCAACUUUGUGGCAACAGUUUGGGGAAGGACCUUUCCUGUUUCAGCAUGACAAUGCCCCCGUUCACAAAGCGAGGUCCAUGCAGAAAUGGUUUGUCGAUAUUGGUGUGGAAGAACUUAACUAGAAUGCACAGAGCCCUGACCUCAAUCCCAUCGAACACCAUUAGGAUGAAUUGGAACGCCAACUGCGAGCCAGGCCUAACUGCCCAACAUCAGUCCCCGACCUCACUAAUGCUCUUGUGGCUGAAUGGAAGCAAGUCCCCGCAGCAAUGUUCCAACAUCUAGUGGAAAGCCUUCCCAGAAGAGUGGAGGCUGUUAUAGCAGCAAAGGGGGGACCAACUCCAUAUUAAUGCCCAUGAUUUUGGAAUGAGAUGUUCGACGAGCAGGUGUCCACAUACUUUUGGUAUUGUGGUGAAUGUCCGUGAAUGUAUCAUGUUUGUUAUGACAUGCCCCCAAAUCUUUGUAAGAUUUUUUUUUUAACAAUACAAAACAUACACAUACAAAAGACGACAUACAGAUGCACACAAACACCUGCUCAGACCUACUUGUUCUCACCCCUACAUUCAGUGCCUGCACUACUCUCUGCCACAUAUCCUCAAAUUGCACCAUUUUGUUCCUCUCCGUCGCCCACGUUCUUCCAAUAUUUACAUAAUGAAGUAUAUUAUUUUUUUCCAUUGUCUUAAUGAUGUAGGAUUGAUUGAUUUCCAGUUUUACGUAUAUGUUUUUUCAAGAUAAUUAAAGAGAAGAGUAUCGUCCAACCCAUCGGGUAUCUCACUGCACCCUCGUAUGACAUGUUUUGAAAUAUGCAGACAGACGGAUUAAAAGUAAAUUGACAUUGUAAUACUUCUGACAGCCAACUUUCUAACUCCACCCAUCAUUUUUGGACUUUAUAGCAUUUCCAGAAUGCAUGGUUUAUUGAGUCAUUGUUAGUUUUACACUUAAGACAUUACUUUGUUGUUAUGCUGUAACAUGUGUGAAUUUUAUAAUACAUUGUAUAAUACAUGUAUAAUACAUUCUAUAAAUUAGUUUAUACUGGAUUAAGCGUACAUUUUCACUAACUGUACAUUUGUUAGUUAUGUUCCAACAAUCCCUCCAUCUUGUGCCAAUAUCAGUUAUGUUUAAGUCUUGGGGUUUUUAUAUUUUAACCUGCAUGUCAUGAUCGGGUCUGGUGUGGAUGGACAGAAUCAACCCGCGUGGCCAGUGUAGUCAUCAUUUUACCAUUUGCCAAUUCUAAGACUGCAGUGCAUAUUACAACCACAUGAUGUCAGGGUUGUAAAAUCAAUGGGGAAUUGUCUCACACGGUUUUCUCUCUUCAUUCAUGUACUAACCCACAGGCAAGCACAAUCAAACUCAUUAGAAACAUUUAUAACUGCUCAUUGUUGUUUAUUGUGUGAUUUUGACUCUUCAGAUAGCCCAGUGCUGACCAGUAGAGUGGCUGUCACCGUUCAUGUACUGGAUGUCAAUGAGUUUCCCCCUGAACUAGGCAUCCCUUACGAGAGCUUUGUGUGUGAAAAUGCCAAAGUAGGCCAGGUAAGUGAACGUGUGUCUGAGCAUGUGUGUGUGUGUGCGUGCGUGUGUGUGUGUGUGUGUGUGUGUGUGUGUGUGUAUGCGUGUGUCAUCUUGAAGUAUGCUCAGAGGCACUGUCUCAUUAAAGGUGCCAUAUUGAUAAAAAGGUCAGUAGGGAAUUUUGAAAAGAACAUCCUUGAAUAAAAUGCUAAUAGUGAAGGGAAGGAUGACUGAUUCACAGUAAUAGUAUGUGCGUCCACACAGAGAGGCUACGUACCAAAGCACUACUUUUGACCAAGGCCCAUAGGGAAAAGAACCAGUUAAAAUAGAACCAGUAAAAUCUCAUCUUCGGCUGUAUACAAUAUGCCUUUACAUUAUGAUUUAAAACCAAAUAAAUCAUAUAGAACAACGGCCCAUUGCCAUGCAUAGCACAGGUAUCGUUCUAUCAAAGUUUUGCAUAUUGCUAAAACCAUCUGCUUUAUUUUAGCUAAUGGAGGGGGCAUGGUGUGCUUUCCAGAUCAGCAACCAAGUGUACAUUCCAGAUUAUAUAUUUUGAUGCAGAGGAGUCUCUGCCUGUGCGCAUUGUAAACCACAUGUGCCUACAAAUUAGCCUAUUAGCAAACAUCUCCAUGCACGUGCCGACAGAGCUCCUUUGGCGGUUUAACAAAUAGCUAGAAAGACUUUCCAUUAACACACUGAAGAAGCAUUGCUUAUGCUUACCCAUGCCUUGCUCAAUUAACCAUUAUUUUUAAAAGUCCUGAACAGUCAUUCUGAUUCCCAUGGAAAAUAGCCUUUUGAGUGACUAAAACAUUACACAAUAUUUCUUACAGAUAAAAAUAACUUUUUCUCUCAUGUCAAACUACCAGGAAGUCUGAAAAGACAGACUGAAGUGGCGGGGAGCUAUUAGGCCAUGACCCAGAAACCGAUAAGUGGUCGAAAAUUGUAUCAGUUCAUUAGUAGGCAAACGAACGCGUGUCCUCCCCUCCUCGAUAGCCAUCUUUCAUUGAGGAUACUCAUGUUUCCUACCGCGGAAGAGUUUUGAAAUCUGCCACACCCCCUUUGAAUCAGCUUUUGUUUUGUCAGAAGAGAAAAACAUACACGUUUAAAAACAUGCACAACUCACUUUAAACAUUUAUUUUGGGAUCCACCCCCCUAAAAGUAAUUUCCAUAAUGACGCGCAAGUGGAGAAGGACCGUCUCAUUUCAAGCAAGCGCAUUUCCAUCCACGUUCACUCUCCUCGCCAACUCUCCUCGAUUAACUUUGACCUUUUUCAAAAGGAUGCGUGAGAGGACGGAGGAGAGAGGACGCAGGAGGUGAGCAAAUCUAAUUGAUGAAAGGUCCUUGAACGGCGGUUCUGUAAUAACGCCUAUGUCAAGCAACAUGGAUGCAGUGAGCGGUGAUGCAGUGAGAUUAUCUAAAGCAAAUUUGCUGAUACACAAAGUAACUCAAACAACAUUGAAAUUGCAUGCAACAUCCAAUCCUGUCAUACAUCACUUCACGGUUUCACAAAUGAUGUGUUUAUUCAACUGUUUGGUUAUUGUAACAGCAUAAAUAUAGACAAAAUGUUCGCUGUAUCAUUUAGCCAGCGAGCCCAAAUGGCAUUGUCAGCACUGUUUAUCAAGCUAGUUAGCUAGUUCAGCUUGGACAAAUUCUGUUGAAAUGUCACAGGUUGAGGUAGCAGCACUUUUCAAUAAAUAUAUGCAGACUGUCAAUGAUGUCAAGAAGUUUGUAUACAUUUUCAGUUAGGCAUGUCUCUUAAUAUAAUGAAUCAGAGUUUGGGGCAACCCUUCCGCCACUUUUGUUCUAUGCUGGCUGAAGACCAUGCUUGCCAGUUACUAGCUCACACCAGACACAGAUGAAAGCAGAAACCUUUUUUUAUUUUUUUUAUUUUUUAUUUAACCUUUAUUUAACCAUGUAAGCCAGUUGAGAACAAGUUCUCAUUUACAACUGCGACCUGGCCAAGAUAAAGCAAAGCAGUGCGAUAAAAACAACAACACAGAGUUACAUAUGGAAUAAACAAAAACGAACAGUCAAUAACACAAUAGAAAAUAGAAAAUCUUUAUACAGUGUGUGCAAAUGUAGUAAGUUAUGGAGGUAAGGCAAUAAAUAGGCCAUAGUGCAAAAUAAUUACAAUUUAGCAUUAACACUGGAGUGAUAGAUGUGCAGAAGAUGAUGUGCAAAUAGAGAUACUGGGGUGCAAAUUAGCAAAAUAAAUAACAAUGUAAAUAACAAUAUGGGGAUGAGGUAGUUGGGUGGGCUAAUUACAGAUGGGCUAUAAGUAUCUUUACCUUACAUAAAUAGGGGAAACCUAAAUUAUAUUUGCUGACACGCUGCAGUCAUAUUUUGGCACCAGUAGACUAGCUAGCUACCUAUGAAAACAACGUCCCUCUGCGAACACACCUUCUGCGAUGUUGGUUACAAGGCAGUACUUAUUUAAAUUAGGUAAGAGAAUAAGACAUUACCAUUGGUGUAUUAAAUUGAGGCUUUUGUGAUGUCACAAAAAGCUCUUAAUAAUCCCGCCUGGGGGAGGGACCAUUAACUUUAUGAUCAAACUUUAUCAGUGUAGAAGCAACAGUAAUUUUUCAUACUUUGGUAGUCCUACUUUGAUCUGGUUUCAUCCAAAUAUCAUCACAUUUCCAUACAAGUAUUUUUCACAGCAAGAUUCCGCCAGGUGUUACUCACAGCUGGUCGGCGAUAAAGAAUUGCAGGUCUUCUUUUGUAAGAGCAAUCAUGUCCCCCUUGAUGGUUAGCCGUCCUCACACUGCCUGCCAAAGAACAGACAAAGCACUUAUAGUACAGUACAGGUAUUCUGAAGCAUAUCACGCUGUGCAGCAGCAACCUCCCCUGAACAGUCAUCUAUAACCAGGGAUGUAUUCAAGUGAGAAAAACAAGAGAGAUAUAUUUCCAUGUGAAAGCAGGGAGGAAGGCCACAGGACAAAUACCCUGUUUCAACAUUCUCAGUAAAACAGAUUAAGCAGAGAAAAAACCAUUAUCAAAAACACGCUUGAAUGCUUUCUGAGAUAAAGAGGGUUGAGUUUAGUGAGGCAGUGGACUGCCUUCCCAAACUGAAACCCCAUGCACGGAGAGGAGAGUUGCGAUGCGAGGAGAGGAGGCGAGGAGAGGUGGCAAGGCUAAACAACCUCCCAUUGAGAUCAUAGCCCUGUGCACUGAUCGACGUUUAGAGACACUGUUAAUGAAUUUUCUCUUACAGAUAUGUCCCUGUUCAGUUCACCAGCAUGUAUGGAUCACUUUGUGGCCAAUACACAAUGAUAAUAGAGCUAGGUUUUAUUGCUGCAGAGAUUUAGGAAAAAUAAAAACGACAUUCUUAAUUUAUUUUAAAUUGUCUCUAUUCAAUGGAGUAUAAUGUGGAUACACAGCUGAGUCCCUGGGCAUUAGAUGAUUAAACAGAAAGUUUGUCUAUGCUUCAUUAUGUAUUCACAGGAGUGGUCAGGGGAAUACGGUAUGUUCACUCUGAGGGUACUAAUAGAAUGCUGCAGGGGGCAGGUCUUCUACAUUAUAUUUACAAAUCAUGGCUUUAUGUCUAAUAAAUCACAGGAAAAAAUUAAUAAUGAAAUUAACUCCAAAUAUAUUUUUUAUCAUUUAUUUUCCCUGAGCCCCUUUUUGACACUGAAAUGUGCAAUCUAAUGUAUAUUGACUGCACCGCCCCUUUAAUAUUGUUGCAAGCCCAAAAAAUAUGUACAAAUACAACAAUUUCUUGAUGUAAUUUUUCAUGAGUCAUGGAACUUAAAGGAUAACUUAACUAAAUGUCCCGACAUCUUGAGUUUAUUGUGUCUAGACGAUACUAAAAUACUAUCUCAACAGCCAUGCAAUCCUUUGAUGAUUUUCCUUCAGUUCAAUGUUCAAACAUUUUUCUCUCUCAGGUAAUUCAAACCUUCAGUGCAAAGGACCAGGAUCUUCCACAAAGGGGUCAUAAGUUUUCCUUCAAACCAUCAGAGAGGGACGUCAACAACAAGAACUUCACUAUCCGAGACUUUGGAAGUGAGUUAUCUUGACCAGGUUUCUGACACUGUGCCAGUCAAGAAGAAAAAGUAGUCCACAUAGUGAAUAAGCAUGAUGACAGCAGCUAACAUAUCUCUAGGUGAUACAGUGAAUCAUAACACCUGCUAAAAGGUCACAGCAGGCUCCUUUAGACAUAUGUUGUUGUGGGUACCUGAUAGACAGUAUAUAUAUAUCAUAUAACCCAAGAAAAGUACUGCAUAUAUUUAUUAAUUUUGUGCAGCAGCCAUAGCCAUCACCAAUGGGAGUCAACUAUCUAAAAUAUGUAUAAAAAUGAGUACUGUUGUGUCAAUUCUAUAUGAUUUAGAAUAUGUAGUCAUAUAUACAUAUAAACGCAACAUGCAACAAUUCCCCCCCUCCUCAGAUGAUCCCGCAGGUGAAGAAGCCGGAUGUGGAGGUCCUGGGCUGGCGUGGUUACACGUGGUUUGCGGUUGUGAGGCCGGUCGGCUGUACUGCCAAAUUCUCUAAAACAAUGUUGGAGGCGGCUUAUGGUAGAAAACUGAACAUUCACUUCUCUGGCAAAAGCUCUGUUGGACAUUCCUGCAGUCAGCAUGCCAAUUGCACACUCCCUCAAAACUUGAGACAUCUGUGGCAUUGUGUUGUGUGAGAAAACUGCACAUUUUAGUGGCCUUUUAUUGUCCCCAGCACAAGGUGCACCUGUGUAAUGAUCAUGCUGUUUAAUCAGCUUAUUGAUAUCCUAUACCUGUCAGGUGGAUGGAUUAUCUUGGCAAAGGAGACAUGCUCACUAACAGGGAUGUAAACACAUUUGUGCAAAACAAUUUAGAGUAAGAAGCUUUUUGCGCAUGUGGAAGAUUUCAGGGAUCUUUUAUUUCAGCUCAUGAAACAUGGGACCUACACUUUACAUGUUGCGUUUAUAUUUUUGUUCGGUAUAGUAUAUUCUCAGAAAGGUAUAAUGUCUCUUUCCAAUGGGCAUAUUGCGAAACACACCCUUUGAAGACGGGUGUGAGUAUGACCCAUUGCAGUAUGAAGCUGUGGAAACAAAUUCAUUUCUCAACCUUGAAGAGAGACCUGGCUUGAACCCCUGAUCCAGUUUUACCUUUUGGACACAGAGCCUCACAGCUUUCCGCCCUGCCGUCACAGUGCCAACAGGCACAAUCUCCAGAUACAGGGAUGAGAUCUGAUGCGCAGGGACAAGGCAUUCAAAGCACCAAAGGCGAAGUCUAGCAAAGCAGGAGAAAAUAUUUAAAAAAACACAAUCUGCAUCCCAAAUGGCACCCUAUUCCCUUUGUAGUACACUAUUCAAGUAGUGCACUAUAAAGGGAAAGUGUGCCAUUUGGGACGAACCUAUAGUCUGUGCAUAACAUGUAAGGUGUGUUGAGACACCUUGACCCUUCUGUCAGGAAAAAGUCCCCGGCCUUGUCAGAGGAACAAACCAAUCCUGACAGGGGUCAGACAGUCUAGCCACACUGGACAGGUCUGGGGCUGGUCCAACCUGACACAUCGCCCUGUUCCUGAGAAAAAACUGUCCAGGUCUAUUCCUCUGACCAACUUCACACCUGCUCCAGCACCACACCAACGCCACCUUACUUUCUUAGUACAUGGUUCCCUUACUCCCCUUACCAGGCUACAUGGUUCAUUUACUCUUAAUCAUUGUUUAACCUUCAAUUUUCCUAGAGUUAUGUUCGCUAAAUGAACACAUAGAAACCACAAAAGUUCCCCUGCACACUCAGUUGUAGGGGAUAAGGAGGGUAGGGCUGGCAGGUUGUCCCGGAGGCAAUUUAGACAUUUUCAGAGUUGACUUGCUGGCUGAGGGACACAAAACAACCAACAGAAACACAUGCACAAGAAUGCACAGGUUCAGUGACAGCAUUAUCAUUGUCUCAUUGUAUAGGCUAGUGUAUCCCGAAUAAGACUAUAAUGAACAACAGUCAUGAGUAGUUACAUUUGUUUCUUUCUGUUCCAGAUAACACUGCGGGGAUAGUGACUCUGCGGAGCGACUUCCGACGGCGUUCCCAGGAGAUCUACAUCCUUCCUGUGGUGAUCCAGGACAGCGGCUACCCCGUCCAAAGCAGCACGGGCAUUCUGACCAUCCGUGUGUGUGGCUGCGAGUCGGAUGGAUCGCUCCUCACCUGCAGUGCAGAGGCCAUCUUCCUCCCAGUGGGGCUGAGUACAGGGGCCCUGAUAGCCAUACUCCUGUGCAUUGUCAUUCUACUGGGUGAGUCAUUUACUAUGCCUCAUUCACUCCUCUUAGUCAUUGAAUGUGUGAUGGAGUUCAUCACUUUAAGGCCCACCCUGGGCAUCAACCAACAUUCACAAAAACACUAACAUACUCACAAAGCAGCGUCAUAACCACUAGACUAACCACCACCAUAGUCAGUAUAUCAUAAUUCUACUGGGUGCGUAUUGAGUAAUUUACCCUUGUGGUAGGUCCUACUCAGUUAUGACUGUGUAAUUUCUUGUUGUAUGGCUGACUACUGGGGCUUUGAUAGCCAUCCUCCUGUCCAUCGUCAUUCUACUGGGUGAGUCAUUUAAAGCUGUGGUAGAUCCUCCUAAUCAGUAAUGCCUGUGUAACAGAUCAGUGUGUGUCCCUGUACGGACGACGCAGGAAACAAACCCACAUUAACUCUCUAGAGUCUAAGCCCUGUCUAAGCCAGGGGAGAGGGGUUCUAAGCUAACAUAUGGAAUUGUUUUAAGGUGGUCUACCAAGGAUCAUUUAGCUAUUAGAAUUUUAAUUGAAAUUGAGCUCAGGUGCAUCCUGUUUCCAUUGAUCAUCCUUGAGAUGUUUACACAACUUGAUUGAAGUCCACCUGUGGUAAAUUCAAUUAAUUUGAUAUGAUUUGGAAAGGCACACACCUGUCUAUAUAAGGUCCCACAGUUUGACAGUGCACGUCAGAGCAAAAACCAAGCAAUGAGGUCGAAGGAAUUGUCCGUAAAGCUCAGAGACAGGAUUGUGUUGAGGCACAGUCUGGGGAAGGGUACCAAAAAAUUUCUGCAGCAUUAAAGGUCCCCAAGAACAAAGUGGCCUCCAUCAUUCUUAAACAUAAUAAGUUUGGAACCACCAAGACUCUUCCUAGAGCUGGCCGCCCGGCCAAACUGAGCAAUCGGGGGAGAAGGGCCUUGGUCAGGGAGGUGACCAAGAACCCGAUGGUCACUCUGACAGAGCUCCAGAGUUCCUCUGUGGAGAUGGGAGAACCUUCCAGAAGGACAACCAUCUCUGCAGCACUCCACCAAUCAGGCCUUAAUAGUAGAGUGGCCAGACGGAAGCCACUCCUCAGUAAAAGGCACCUAAAGGACUCUCAGACCAUGAGAAACAAGAUUCUCUGGUUUCAUGAAACUAAGUUUGAACUCUUUGGCCUGAAUGCCAAGCAUCAUGUCUGCAGGAAACCUGGUACCAUCCCUACGGUGAAGCAUGAUGGUGGCAGCAUCUUGCUGUGGCAGGGACUGGGAGACUAGUCAGGAUCGAGGGGAAGAUGAACGGAGCAAAAUACAGAGAGAUCCUUGAUAAAAACCUGCUCCAGAGCGAUCAGGACCUCAGACUGGGGUGAAGGUUCACCUUCCAACAGGACAACGAUCCUAAGCGCACAGUCAACACAACGCAGGAGUGGCUUUGGUACAAGUCUCUGAAUGUCCUUGAGAGGCCCAGCCAGAGCCCGGACUUGAACCCGAUCUAACAUCUCUGGAGAGACCUGAAAAUAGCUGUACAGUGACACUCCCCAUCCAACCUGACAUAGCUUGAGAGGAUCUGCAGAGAAGAAUGAGAGAAACAAACAAUUCAAGAAAUCAACCUGCACUAGAGUAUGCUGGGAAAUAUAAUAAUGAUGGGCAUGGUUUUGGUUUGACACUGGUUAUUAACACCAACACUGUGGUUCUUUUACACCAAUUAGUGUUCAUUUAAGACCUACAGAGUUAAUUUAACACUUUAAUCAACACUAGAAAUGAAAAAUCUACACGAGGUAACAUUGGCCAAUUUGGUGUAGCAGCGAGAGAGAGAGAGGGGAUGUAAAUAUCACUUUUUUGCCUUGUGUUAAAACUGGUUCUCUUUUUACAGUGUAGGUCAAGUAUGGCCGUGACCCAUAUAGAAUUAUCAAAAAGUUUUCAUCAUUAGCCAUAGAAUUCUUAUUUUUUCCCUUCCACCCAGAAUCCACUACUUAGCAUAAUGAACAGGAAAAGCUAAAGGGAUAUGAUCAACUUGCAAACCCAUGUUUAAUUACCUAAUUGGUUAUGGUUAGACGCUAAGGUUAAGGUCAGUGUUAUGGUUAAGUUAGGGUCAGGGUUAGAGUUAUGGGUUGGCAUGCCAGUCACGUCCCUUUAGUUACACCUAUAAUUAACUGAGUGUGAUUAGGUGUCAUUUCACCAAGUGAUGGGGGCUCACGUGUGAAAGUGUCUGUAAAUGCCAGUUCUACUCAUCAUCGGCAGUGUUGCAAUCAGGGCUGCAUUCAGGGAGGUUUUUGUUCAGAUGGGACUGGACAGAGUCUUUUAGCUCUUCUGCUUGUAGUUUGCAGAGGUUGUAUUUCUGUGUAGGGGUUUUGGGUUGCUUUCUUUGCCUGGGAGCCAGUCUGAUGGCCAUCACAGAUUUGACUAGGCGGUGGUCAGUCCAGCAGGCUUCAGUACCUCAGAUGGCAUGGGUGAUGUUUACAUCCCUGAGGUCUUGUGAUCUCAUAAUGACGUAAUCUAUUAGAUGCCAUUGUUUUGAGCGAGGGUGCUGCCAUGUUGCUUUGCGUUUGUUGCGUUGCCUGAACACUUUGUUGGUUAUCGGGAGUUCUGCACCGUUGCUGAGUAGUAGGAGUUUGUUUUGCCCACUCCUUCCUUCCCGAUGGUACCUCUCAAUUUGGUCUCUGCCCACACGUGCAUGUAGCAUUGCUUUCCUUAUGCCGUGCUUGCUUUGCUCUGCUCUGCCUUGCAUUGCUCUGCCUUGCGUUGCGUUGUGUUGAAUUGCUCUGCCUUGCUUUGCUGUACUCUGCAUGCUACUUCACGGAGUGAUGCUCCUGCCCCAUGCUCAGUGUAAAGUAUUAGAUGUAUCACUGUUUUCAUUGUUAAAGUGUAAGUUUAUGUAUCAGCUUAAUAUCAACCAACGUGUGUUAUGAUGCAUGCAUACGUAAUUAAUAAUGUCUAUAUAAUCUUGAGAUUCAGAAAGCAUAAUUUGCUAUUAGCCGCUACUGCUACUAGCCACAUCACUUUAAACUAUGCCCUUGCAUCUAAGAUGUAACUUGCUCUCGCAUAUGGAAUGUAAAUGCAUGUACAGAGGAUAAUUCUGUAUUAAUGUGUCACUUGGACCACACCAUGGCAUCAAGUCUCCACUAUCUCAACUUUUUAGAAAUUACGUGUCUACAAAGAUAAUGGGGUUUAGAGAUUGUUCAAAGAGUGUUGAUUUCAUUAGUUAGUCUAGCCAACUUCGAGGAGUUAUUUUUCAUGUUGAGAGUGAGUCCUUGUUUGUAUGAAGGAGGCCCUCUUCACCCUCUGUGCUCUCUGUGAAGGUAGAGUUAGUGUUGAAAGGGUUGACCACGUGGUGAGAGAACUGUUAUCAGAGCUCAGUCAACAUGCCUUGAGGCUCUGGCUGGCAUCGCUGUUAUUCCAUCAAGUCAUGCUGUCCCUGAGGAAGUGCCAGAGUGAAUCACAACUUACAGGAAUAAACUCUCUUUUUGAAAGCCAGUUAUUUUUUUGUGGUGGAUAUGUCAAGCUGACAAAGUUGUUCCUUUCUUUGUGGAAAUGAUGGGGAAAUCAAGCUGUUUGUCGAACUGGCUGGCAUGAGGGCCUGUCUGGCAUUAGCGGUACCUCCCCAUACCAUCAAAAUUAGACCACACCCAGCUACCACCCCUAUACAGCUAAUCAAAUGGCUACCCGGACUAUUUGCAUUGUUUUUUACAUAUCCAUCAAUUUUUUACUCAACACUUUUUUUUCUUAAAACUGCAUUGUUGGUUAAGGGCUUAUAAGUAAGCAUUUUACUGUAAGGUCUACACCUGUUGUAUUCGGCCAUGUGACUAAUAAAAUUGGAUUUGAUUUGAAAGAACUGUCCAAAUAAUAUUGACCAUGCAUGAAAUAUAAAACCUUGACCAACGGGGGGAGCUGACGCACUGUUUGACUCAUAUAUCAUAGAAGAGAACGCUAAGGAGAAGGAAAAGGAGAAGGGCAUUCAAGAUUACAGUUCUCAUGCUUUCUAUUGUUUUUGUCAAUUUUCAACCAAUUUAUUUCUUCAUUUCAAUUGAAAUACUUUCUCUACAUGUGUUGAACUGUACAUUCCUUUCCCUUGUGAAUAGUCCAAUUGAAGAACCACAUGGGAAAUGUGUACUGUAUUUACCACAGCGAGGAGGGAAAAACUGUGGAAUAAUCUUUCGUCCCCCUUACUUUACAAAAUGAGUGUGGGAGAUGUGUGUUCGAUAUGGGCAGCUCCAGGUAGAGGGAAUUUGGAAGAAACUGUGGAGGUACAUUCUUAAGAAUAACCAUCCACCCCCCUGGAAUGAUCAGUGUAUUUUGCUUGACUACAAUGCAAUGUCAGUAGGCUACAUCAUGUUUUUUGUCAUGUCAGUACUCAGUACAUAAUGUCUGUUGCUAAGGAACAACAUGUGUGGGAGAUUUGGUCACUUCAUCAUUGGCAAGUCACAUGAAUGCAUACCAGGGAAAUGUUUACCAUCUCAAGUCACCAACAAAAACAUAAACAAUGGAUCAAAUGCAGUCCAUUACAUUUCCCCAAUGCAAGUAGCUCUUUAUAUUAUCUCUUACUUUUCAUCAAACACUAAUGUGUCAUCUAUCAUCUUUGAUCUCUCUCCAAUGCUGUAUUAGCAAUAUCAUAACCAACACCAUAUACCACCAUAUACCAAUACCAUUAAGAGUGAUUCAUCGUUUUCAUAAACCACUAAUGCGUUAUUCUCUCUGUGAUCUCUCUCCAGUGAUCGUGGUCCUCUACAUGGGUCUGAGACGACAGAAGAAGAAGGAGACACUGAUGACAUCCAAGGAGGACAUCCGUGACAAUGUGAUCCACUACGACGAUGAGGGAGGGGGCGAAGAGGACACCCAUGCUUUCGACAUGGGCACCCUCCGAAACCCCAAAGUCGUCAAGGAGAACCUUCUGAAAGAGAACCGGGACCUAUUCCGACGGGAUGUCAAACCCGAGCCCAAAACCGGCAAAAAACGACCACCUGUUUCCCAAGACAGUGCAGAUAUCCGUGACUUCAUCAAUCAGCGACUGAAGGAAAACGAUGUGGACAACUCGGCCCCACCCUAUGACUCUCUAGCUACCUAUGCCUUUGAGGGAGAGGGCUCUGUAGCAGAGUCACUCAGUUCCAUCGAGUCUCUGGUAGUAGAUACCGAUGAGGACUAUGAUUACCUAAAUGAAUGGGGUCCUCGAUUUAAGACUCUGGCGGGAAUAUUCGGAGAGCAGUCAGACACUCAGUCAGACACAACGACAACAACAACAGAAAAUUGA
Coregonus sp. 'balchen' is the source of this 22858-nucleotide messenger RNA. Lineage: Eukaryota; Metazoa; Chordata; Actinopteri; Salmoniformes; Salmonidae. The record is from the annotation of a GenBank genome assembly.